AAUCAGUGUUAAUGCAUUAGAAACAAGUCUGUCUAUGAGAAAUUUGUUCAUUCACAUAAAUACCGUGACGGGGGUUUUGCUUGUUGAGGAAGGCGUCACACUUUCCAUUCAAUGUAUUUUUCCGUGGUUCUCGCUCUACUCACUAUCGUUUUCCUUCCGGUGCUGUACUACCUAUUACCAUGGCUUAACAACAAAAACAUUCGCGACGUACCUGGUCCCACGAUAGCUGCAUUUUCCAAUCUGUGGCUUCUGUAUCAGUGUCGCAAAGGGAAACGCUUUAUUGCCGUUGAUGAGGCUCACAAGAAGUAUGGAACUUUAGUCCGGAUCCAGCCCAAUCACGUGUCAGUUGCGGAUGAUCAAGCUAUUAAUUCAAUUUAUGGACAUGGCAAUGGGUUCUUGAAGAGUGAAUACUACGACGCAUUCGUAUCCAUCCGUACUGGACUUUUCAACACCAGAGAUCGUGCCGAACAUACCCGAAAACGUAAAGUCGUCUCACACACGUUCAGUCUGAAAUCUGUGGCACAAUUCGAGCAAUACAUGCACGGCAAUUUGGAAGUGUUUGUCAAACAGUGGGACCAUUUGUCGCGCUCAACAAACGGUGGUUACACACAAAUCGAUGCAUUACCAUGGUUAAACUAUCUCGCUUUCGACAUUAUUGGAGACUUGGCGUUCGGUGCUCCGUUUGGAAUGUUAGAAAAUGGCAAGGACAUUGCUGAAGUGAGAGAAUCGCCCGAUACUCCAGCCACAUAUGCAUCAGCUAUCGAUGUUAUUAAUCGAAGAGGAGAAGUGUCUGGAACACUUGGUUGUCUUCCGUCUCUUAUACCCUAUGCAAAACAUCUUCCAGAUCCUUUCUUCUCGAAGGGUGUGGAAGCGGUUCAGAAACUAACUGGCAUUGCUGUUGCGAGAGUAAAAAAUCGAUUAGCCAAUGCUGCCAACAUCGAACGUGUAGACCUGUUAGCUAGAUUGAUGGAAGGGAAAGAUGAAAGUGGCGAACCUUUAGGACGUGAAGAACUUACCGCGGAAGCUCUGACCCAAUUAAUAGCUGGCUCAGACACAACUAGCAAUACCAGUUGUGCUUUGCUAUUCCAUACGCUUAAAAAUCCGAAAAUAGUCAAGAAACUUCAAGUAGAACUUGAUGAAAGACUGUCAGAGACUGGUGUUCCCACCUACGAACUGGUCAAAGAUCUUCCGUAUCUCGACGCAGUUAUCAAAGAAACGAUGAGAAUUCACUCCACUUCAUCGUUAGGUCUGCCGCGUGUUGUUGUUGGAGACGGUUUAACAUUGCAAGGCCAUUUCUUUGCACCUGGAACGGUUCUUUCAGUUCCGGCAUACACCAUCCAUCACUCCACGGAAAUCUGGGGUCUGGAUGCUGAUGUUUUUCGGCCGGAGCGCUGGGAGACAUUGACGGAAAGACAGAAAAAAGCCUUUAUUCCGUUCUCGUAUGGACCGAGAGCGUGCGUCGGCAGGAAUGUUGCAGAAAUGGAAAUGGCACUCAUAACCAGCACACUCUUCAGAAAUUUUGAGUUUCAACUGAAACAGGAUAUUCUGGAGACCAGCGAAGGAUUUCUACGAAAACCACUUUUCCUCAAUGUUGGAAUGCGACGAAGAAAGAAUUAGUCUAUCUCCAGCAUCACCAAAAAAUUGACUGUCAUGUCCAUUCACUUUAAUCUUCAUUAUUUUUGGUUGGUAAACAAAAGAUAAAAAUUUAUUGAUAAUGUGACCGUGCGUAGCUACCAUGGUUGUGAUUGUAUAAUUAGAGUAAAAAAUAGAUGGAACUGACCCGUCUAACUCUUGAAUCUACCUAUGAGAAAAUUUAGAGUUUUGCAUCACGUCUCUCCUCAAAUCGCCAUCAGUGCCAAUAUGAAUUCAUUCUAUACAUUAACCUGUCAAAUACGGCUACUCAUAUCUGCUAUCGAUAACAACAACAAA
Messenger RNA from Bradysia coprophila, 1929 nucleotides. RefSeq lists its product as uncharacterized. Gene Ontology annotation, molecular function: monooxygenase activity; oxidoreductase activity, acting on paired donors, with incorporation or reduction of molecular oxygen; heme binding. The record is from RefSeq and is a predicted model, not a curated record. NCBI's taxonomy places the organism in Eukaryota, Metazoa, Arthropoda, Insecta, Diptera, Sciaridae.